Molecule: messenger RNA, 1365 nt
Organism: Folsomia candida
Lineage: Eukaryota; Metazoa; Arthropoda; Collembola; Entomobryomorpha; Isotomidae
Product: cyclic AMP-responsive element-binding protein 3-like protein 2
Exons: 5
Coding region: 123-1322 (399 amino acids)
Biological process (GO): regulation of transcription by RNA polymerase II
Cellular component (GO): nucleus
Molecular function (GO): DNA-binding transcription factor activity, RNA polymerase II-specific; RNA polymerase II cis-regulatory region sequence-specific DNA binding
Source: RefSeq, a predicted model, not a curated record
CACCUCAUCUAUGCCCACACAAUCCUUUUCUCACUUUUCACUCUCCCCACAGAGUUGACAUAUGUUCCCAUCAAACACACCCAUCUCUCAUUUAAAAACCCCACCACAUCCAAGCAUAAAAAAUGGACCUGCUAAACACCACUCUGGACCCCUUUCGUAACCAGGACAAUUUCUUAGAGUCCAUAAAAUUCGGCUCCUUCGAGUCCUUCGCCUCCUUCGAUGACGUAAUAAAAAUCGACUCUGAUUCCGAACAAUUGAGCGAAGAAGACAACCAAUUCGUGGUCAUUCACGAGGAUGAUGAUAACCACGUGACACAGGAUUUCACGGCCAAUUUUCAGUGUGAGGAGGAGGAGGAUGAGGAUUUGAUGGGUGGGGGUGGUGGGGUGGAGGUUCAGCAACAGCAACAACAGACCCUCAAGAUAAUCCGCUCCAAGAACUCUUACAUAAUUACCACGUCGGAGAACGCGAUGCUGAUCGAGGAGGAGGAAGACGACUCCUCCUCCUCGUCCUCCACCAGUGGGAAGUUUUACGAGAAAAAUGGGUUCCAAGAACUCAAGUUGUCAGACGAGGAAAAGCGCCUCCUCACCAAGGAAGGCAUCACCCUGCCGACGCACUACCCGCUCACGAAAUUCGAGGAGCGCGAGCUGAAGCGCAUCCGGCGCAAAAUCAGGAACAAAAUCUCCGCGCAGGACUCGCGCAAGAGGAAAAAGGAGUUUCUCGACAAGCUUCAACAGCGGGUCUCUGAAGUGGAAGAGGAGAAAUCGCUCUUGUCGAAAAAAGUGCGCACCCUGGAGUCCGCGAACACGAAGCUGAGUCAGCAAGUGAAGCGCUUGCAGCUCGCGCUCACGGCGCAGAAGCAGAAGCCGAAUCCAACCACCUCGACAACGACGCUGCUCGUGCUGAUCCUGUCCUUGGCCUUGGUCGUCUUGCCAACCACGUUCAACAACAAUUCCGUUGCUAAGAAGAAUAAAAUGAUGACCGAUGUUUCCAUGGCGGAGUUUAACAAUUCACAGGAUCAACAACAGGUUGUUGCUGCGGGGGGAUUUGCCCGCUCCCGAACGAUGCUCCCCCCCUCACCAAGCACCACCACCUCCCCCCCAACAUCAUUCCCGCAAAAGCGUGGUCGCUAUGACGACCAACAUGAAAUUGAUUCCUCGUUGCUAAGCAACGAAGAUGACGAGAUAAUUUCCAACAUGAUCAUGAUGAGUUCAUUGCGACGGAGGAAACGAUUAUUGUUGUCACAGCAACAACAAAACACAUUCCAAAAUGAACACAUUUUCGACAAUGUCGUCAAACUUGUGGAGGAUAAAAUUUAUGACUAAAAUUUUUCUUUGUAAAAAUGAAUAAAAAAUCGCUGCUAUGGAA